GAGCGGAGCGCGGAGUGACCCCAUUUCCCUGAGGGAUUUUCUGUCCCCAUGGCGAGGGACGAGCGAGUGACGCUGCUGGAGGUGCACCUGGCGCUCCCGGAGGAGCAAUUCCAGAGUCUGAAGUUCCUGCUAGAAGAGCAAAUUCCUGCCGGAGUUCUGCUCCCGGCAUCACGCCCCGAGUUGUGCCGGAUCCUCCUCCAGCGCUUCCCGGGGAAUUCUCUGCGUGUGAUCGCCGGGAUCCUGCGGCAGCUCGGCCGCCACGACCUCAUCCAGCGCUUCCAGCUGCCCCUGGAAGAGCAGAUCCCAGAGGAAAUUCCCUGGGAGCCUAACGGGGACACCCCCAAUGUGAGGGGGGACCCCACUUCAGGAUGUCGUCCCGGUGGGAUUCCAGCUCCACCAGUGAAUCCCUGGCGCUUGACGGAGAAGGAUUUGAUGCAAGUCGCCCAAAGAUUGGGAAAAGAGUGGCAGGAAGUGGGAAUUCUGCAUCUAGGGCUGGAGCGGAGCCGGCUGGAGCAGAUCCAGGAGGAAAACCCCGGUAGUCCUGUCCUGUGGAAUUUCCAGAUGCUGCGGGAAUGGUGGCAGCGGGAGCGACAGGAUGCCACAGUGUCUCAGCUCCGAUCCUGCCUUGAGCACGCCCGGCUUGAUCCCGGAAUCCUCGACUUCCUCCAGAGCCUCCAGGGAGAUUGAGGGACUCCCAAACCCCAUUUCGGGGGGAGAGGGGGUGUGAUAUCAAAUUCGUAUAAAAUUGGGACCAUUAAAUGCUGUUUAUUCCAUGAGAGUAGAAUUUUGGUAUGAAGCACCAAGAACUUCCAUCUUUAUUCCUGAUUUAAAGAUUCCAGAAGGAAGUCUAGGCUCUGCUCCACUUCCUCAGGGAUGGAAGCAGCUGGUUUUGUGGUACCCUCCCAAGAGUUUUUCAGGUGCUGACCCUUGGAAGAUCCCCUUCCGUACAAAUUCCAACCUCUGGAGCUUCAGGAAGUCAUGAGAAUGUCAGGGGAGUCACAAGGCCACUACAUCCUGAUCCCAGAAUGCACAACAUCCUCUGGAGCUUCCAGGGGAAUUGAGGGACGCCCUACACCCCAAACCCCAUUUUAUGGGGUGGGGUUAUAUCAAAUUAUUAUCAGAUCAGGACCAUUAAAAGCUGUUUUAUUUU
Molecule: messenger RNA, 1150 nt
Organism: Sturnus vulgaris (Common starling)
Lineage: Eukaryota; Metazoa; Chordata; Aves; Passeriformes; Sturnidae
Biological process (GO): regulation of apoptotic process; signal transduction
Molecular function (GO): protein binding
Source: RefSeq, a predicted model, not a curated record